Messenger RNA from Nicotiana attenuata, 1708 nucleotides. RefSeq lists its product as uncharacterized. Gene Ontology annotation, biological process: lipid metabolic process. The coding region runs from base 484 to 1440 and encodes 318 amino acids. The transcript is spliced from 2 exons. The record is from RefSeq and is a predicted model, not a curated record. Gene Ontology annotation, molecular function: phosphoric diester hydrolase activity. NCBI's taxonomy places the organism in Eukaryota, Viridiplantae, Streptophyta, Magnoliopsida, Solanales, Solanaceae.
CCAUUAUCACCUAAGCAGCUUUCUAAUACCGCAAGUCUAUUUCCAUCCCUACAAGGCUAACUACCACAAGAAACCAUGUCAAGAUAGUAUGUCGAAACGAAUAAAAUAUCUAAAAGGAAGUUUGUCCCUCUUUGUCGUGAUUAAUUGAAAGAGCAGCUCGGUGCACAAAGCACCAUGUUCACACAAGGUUCGGGGAAGGGCUGCACUCCAAGGGGUGUAAUGUAGGCACCAUACCCUGAUGCAAGCAUUAGUGGCUGAUUCCACAGCUCGAACCCAAAACCUAUAGGUCAUACGGAGACAACUUGCGUGUUGCUCCAAGGCUCACUUCCUUAUCAUAGUUAAUUGAAGAAAGUAUUUACAGCAGGGAAAAACAAGAAAAGCGUCAAAAAUGCAUAUAUUAAAAGGCAGAAAAACAGAUCUUUUUCCUGUGCUAAGACAGAGAAGAAGUGGGAGUGCUUCGUUGUUUCUUGAGUUGUUCAGAAAAUGGGAGCUGAGGUGAGUAAACAGGUGGAAAGACGAAAAUCUAUUCAUACUCAGAAGAAAAUCUUGUAUGAUCUCAAGGAGAAAAAUGGAUGCAAUUUCCCUGGUUGUGAUUAUCAUGUACAAGACAGAAAAAAUUGGAUGUCAGCACUUAUCCCUGAGAAACUCCACGUCAACAAGAUUGUUUGGUCAGGCACACAUGAUUCAGCAACUAACAAGAUUGGAAUCCCAUUCAUCUCUCGCCCUUUUGCUCAAUGCCAAUCUUUGUCCAUUUAUGAGCAACUAGUAAUUGGCGCUCGCGUUCUUGACAUCCGUGUUCAAGAAGAUCGCCGUAUAUGCCAUGGCAUCCUUCUUUCCUACAACGUUGACGUCGUUAUCAACGACGUCAAGAAGUUUCUGUCCGAAACACAUUCGGAGAUAAUAAUCCUAGAAAUUCGUACUGAAUUCGGCCAUGAUGAUCCCCCGGAUUUCGACAAGUACCUAGAGGAUGAGCUAGGGGAACUUCUCAUCCACCAAGAUGACAAUGUUUUCAACAGGACAAUUGCAGAAUUAUUGCCAAAGAGAAUAAUAUGUGUUUGGAAACCAAGAAAAUCACCUCAGCCAAAACAUGGAAGUCCAUUAUGGAGUUCAGGUUACCUAAAAGAUAACUGGAUAGAUACCGACUUACCUGAAACGAAGUUUGAGAGCAACAUGAAGCAUUUGAGUGAGCAGCCACCUGUAACAUCUCGGAAAUUCUUUUACAGGGUGGAGAAUACGGUCACGCCACAGGCUGAUAAUCCGGUCCUGUGUGUGAAACCUGUGACUGAUCGGAUUCAUCCAUAUGCGAGGCUGUUUGUAAUGGAAUGUAUUUCUCGAGGUUAUGGUGAUCGGUUGCAGAUAUUUUCAUCAGACUUUAUAGAUGAAGAUUUUGUGGAUGCAUGCAUUGGUCUUACAAAUGCAAGGAUUGAAGGGAAGUUCUGAAUCUGAAUGAAUGUUUACGUCUAAAUAGUAUAUAUACGUAUGUAUUUCAGAAAUUUUAGUUAUAUGUAUAUAGUUUGAGUAGCAAGCAGGAGUACACCCCUACUUGCUGAAGAUGGAUUAUUCUCUAGUCUGUAUAUAGGUCUUGUACGGUCCAACUUGUUUGAGAUCGAGACGUAAUUGUUAUUGUAAUUCGUUUUCUGUUGUAAGAUUAUUUUGAGGAAUUGAACAUGACAUAUAAGAAGAAAUACACUCUUAGCUUCAUUUCCAA